Messenger RNA from Rhododendron vialii, 1064 nucleotides. RefSeq names its product transcription factor MYB73-like. The transcript has a single exon. Gene Ontology annotation, molecular function: DNA-binding transcription factor activity, RNA polymerase II-specific; RNA polymerase II cis-regulatory region sequence-specific DNA binding. Gene Ontology annotation, biological process: regulation of DNA-templated transcription. The record is from RefSeq and is a predicted model, not a curated record. The coding region runs from base 178 to 1050 and encodes 290 amino acids. Gene Ontology annotation, cellular component: nucleus. Lineage: Eukaryota; Viridiplantae; Streptophyta; Magnoliopsida; Ericales; Ericaceae.
UCUCUCGCUCCCAGAGGCCACACAGCCUCUCUUUCUCCCUCUCUCUCUCUCUCUCUCUCUCUCUCUGAUUUUCUCUCUCUCUCUCCUCAAGAAUCACAUACGCGUCUAUCUAUAUCACCGCGAUAUAUAUAUAUAUAUAUAUAUAUACAUAUAUUUAGUCUAGGGUUAGGGUUUGGUAUGGAGAACCGAUCGGCGUUGACGGAGAGAGACGUGGACCGGAUCAAGGGCCCGUGGAGCCCCGAAGAGGACGAGUCGUUGCAGAAGCUCGUGCAACGGCACGGGGCGAGGAACUGGUCGCUGAUAAGCAAGUCGGUGCCCGGGCGGUCGGGGAAGUCAUGCCGGCUGCGGUGGUGCAACCAACUGUCGCCGGGGGUGGAGCACAGGCCGUUCACGGCGGAGGAGGACGAGCUGAUCGUCAAGGCCCACUCCCGGUUCGGCAACAAGUGGGCCACGAUCGCCAGGUUCCUCAACGGGCGGACGGACAACGCGAUCAAGAACCACUGGAACUCCACGCUCAAGCGGAAGCACGCGGCGGAGCAGGCCGACGGCGUCGAGGAGCGCGGCGGUCAGCACAGGCGGUCGGAGAGCGGCGACGUCACGACCGCGAUUUCUGGUUUGUGUGUCAAUGAUAAUUGCUAUAUUAACCUUGAUGAUGGCCCGUCUGGCUCUGAUGUUGUCAGCGAUGCGAGCCUCCCGUUGAUUUCUCCGAUGAGCGUGAGCGCGUAUGGGCCGCCGAUCGCGGAUUGCUCGCGGCGGAUCGAAUCGACGCCGCAUGAGAUUGAUCUGAAUCUGUCUCUUGUUUGUGGAAACGCCUCGCAAUCGGAGGAGGUUGGCGGUGGAAACGCUGGGCGGGUGAGCGAGUCGACUUAUCAGAGCGGUGAUUUUGCGGGGGAGAAGGUGGAAACGGUGUCGUUUGGGCCGGAUUUCCUUUCUGUGAUGCAAGAGAUGAUCAGGAAUGAAGUCAGGGAUUACAUGUCUGGGCUUGAGAAGAUUGAGAGUGGGGUUAGGAACGCAGGGGUGAAACGCAUUGGCGUCAGUAGAAUUGACUGAUUGAAAAAAUUGAG